Molecule: messenger RNA, 1923 nt
Organism: Contarinia nasturtii (swede midge)
Lineage: Eukaryota; Metazoa; Arthropoda; Insecta; Diptera; Cecidomyiidae
Exons: 9
Coding region: 539-1546 (335 amino acids)
Source: RefSeq, a predicted model, not a curated record
UCAAUGUAACGUUUUUAUUGUCCGUUCGUUCGUUCCAUUGUUGUUGGAAGUGAAAGAAGCCAUGAACACACAAGAGUUGGUGUUUGAAUACACUGUGUCCCCAUAAAUUCAGCUAGCCCGAUCAAAUGUGGCGCGAAUUUUGAUCAGUCGUUUUUGAACAAGCCAACAAGUAACACGCUUUCUUGAAAACUGGACUGAGAGAAGAAAAAUCCAUUGGACAGAAAUAAACACAACUUGGGUUGAACAAAAAAAAUAGUUGAAAAAAAAUAGUCUGUGAAAAGUGACGAAACGUGAAUUAUUUCUGUGAUUUCAUCAAGGUUUGAUUUUAACAUUAAAGGAUACUCUUUUUUCUGCACAAACUCGAUAAAUCUUACAAACAAGCGAGAUUAACUUGAACUCGAGCAGUAGUACAAAAUACCAAAUACGAUUACCAAUUAUCGCAAUCGACCGGUCGAUCAUUAACACGUUGAAGAUUAUAACAAAUAACAAAAAAAAAACAUAAUAGGUUCAUCAUCUUGAAACGCAAAACGAUACGAAAAUGAAAGUACUAGCCGCUGUUAUUGUUUUAUACUUCUGUUUUGGCAUUAGCGAAUCGCGUCGACAUCCGAAGAUCAUAACAUCGAUACAGAAUGCUAAUCCACAGUUGCAUAAGAAAGAGUUUGAAUAUAAUGAAUAUGAGUAUCCAACUGGAAAUUCUCAACCAGUCGUUGAAGAGAGCCAUGAAAAUGAGGAAUCCGAACAAGUUGACCACCAUGAACAUCAUGAAUCUUUUUUGCACGCAAAACAUAUUUCAUCAAAGAAACCGGGAUAUAGUGCCGGUAGCGGAUUAAGAUCUAUUGCGCAAGGUUCCGCUGAUCAAGCUAGCUCGGCAGUUAACAAUCAGCAUGCAGCAGCUAAGCAGGCAGCGUUCAUAGCGCAGAAUACAUUAGCGCAGGCCGCCUCACAAGCAGCAGCCACCGCACAGGCUGCAUUGGCGGGUAAACAAGUUUUACUGCAGGGAUUGGAACAGCAAAGUAUCGAAGCACGACAAGCAUUGGAAAGUGAAAUUGCACAACUUCAACAAGCUAAGCGAUCAGCAAAAGCUGCCGCGCAGGCCGCACAACAAGCAUUGAAUCACAUUCAGGUUUUAACUGCGGCACUCAAUAAUGCCCAAACGUCAGCAGAACACGCUCAACAAAGCGCACAAGAGGCAGCCGGAGAGCUGGCCAGUCAACAAUCUAUGGUCGGAGCAGCUAAACAACGAGUUGAAUUGGUUGAAGAACAAUUACAUGCAGCACGCAUUGACUUUGAAGCAACUCAACAUGCAGCUACAAGUGCGGCAGCUUCAGCUCAACAAGCUCAAAAUAAUGCAUCAGCAGCCGCCGUUCAUGCCGCUAUUCAUUUGAAGGAAAUUCCCGGCGAAGAAUCGGUGCGUCACGAUGAUUAUGCAACGAACCAUAACUAUGGCGGCUCUGGUCCUUCAGGUCCAUCGCCAACCAGUGGCAGUGCCAACAUUGCUCAAUCAACAAUUUCUCAAUCUGAUUUUGAUUUUGCUGGUUACAAAUAAAAUCUAACUCAAACAACAAACUACAUUUAGGCAAAAUAAGUGUGUAGUUCAACAAACACACAAACAAACAAAAAUCCCAAUCAAAAAUCAAUUUAAAAAAAAAAAUCAUUUCUUUGGCCAUUCUCGUGAAAGAGAAAGGUUUCAAUUUGAUUGCAUUAUUUAUUGGUUCCAUUUAGCUGUAAAAGCCUUAGGUGUAUUAUUUUGACGAAUUAAUGAAUAGAACGAACACAAAUUUCAUCUAUUAUAUUUACUUGAGUGCAAUAAACAUUUAAUUUAGAUCAAUUCAUUCCAAACUAUGUGAAAAGAAAGACGGCCGCAAAUUUCUUUGAUAAAGAAAAGCAAAAGGUUUUUUUUAUUUCAUAUAUUGGGUCAUGUAA